GCUCGAGCUCUCGGUCGCAUACGCUGCUCGCGAGUGGUAGAGAGUGGGUGUGUUGUGAAUACGAUAUUUGAAGAUGCUCUGGCAAUUUCUAGUUGGAUAAAUUUUAAAAUCUCUGAAAUUAGUGCGGAGAUCAUGUCAGCUCAAGAAUUCCAGUUUAUUCCCCCUCCGGAGGCCCCAAUUUUUCGUCCUACUUGGGAAGAAUUCCAAGACGCCCUUCAAUAUAUUAAUAAAAUUCGACCUGUCGCAGAACAAUACGGAAUCUGCAAAAUUAUCCCACCCCCGGACUGGCAGCCACCUUUUGCUGUUGAUGUUGACAACUUCAAGUUCACUCCACGCAUCCAGAGGCUCAAUGAGCUUGAGGCCCACACUCGUAUCAAACUCAACUUCCUUGACCAAAUUGCCAAGUUCUGGGAACUGCAAGGUUCAUCUCUGAAGAUCCCUGUGGUAGAGAAAAAGGCUCUUGAUCUCUAUUCUCUCCACAAGAAAGUGCAAGAAGCUGGAGGUGGAGACGCUGUUACUCGGGCGCGGAGCUGGACAAAGAUAGCCUUCAGUCUGGGCUUCAGCAGCAACAGGAAUCACAUUGGUACUACCCUCAAGCAGCUCUAUGAGAGAAUCUUGCAGCCCUUUGAUAUCUUCAACAGGAGCAAGGAAGUCCCUUUGGGUGAGGACCAGAGUUGCACAGACAAUGACCCGGACUUUGUGGCAGAGCCAAAAGAUUACAAGCCUCACCAAAUUCCCAGUCGCAUGGCGGGAAAAAUACCAGAGAAUGAGAAGAAUGGACGCAGGAGUCGGCGUUAUCAUGCAUCGGGAGAGGAGGAAGAUGAUGGGUGCUCAUCCAAUGCCAAGGAACUGCAGCGGCUGCAAUUCAAGGGGCCAGGUCCCAAAAAUGCUGAUAUGGACAAGGAAACUAAAAACAAAGGCAGGAACCGUCGAACCAUCUUCUACGAUCAUGACCCUCUUGCCAAGUAUAUUUGUCUGAACUGUGGGCGUGGUGAUGCAGAGGAGCACAUGCUGCUCUGUGAUGGUUGUGAUGACUCCUACCACACCUUCUGCCUCAUGCCCAGCCUCACUGAAAUACCUAAAGGUGACUGGCGAUGCCCAAAGUGUGUGGCCGUAGAAGUGAGCAAGCCACUCGAGGCAUUUGGCUUUGAACAGGCACAGAAGGAGUACAACUUGCAGUCGUUCGGGGAGAUGGCAGAUAAAUUCAAGCAGGAUUACUUCAACAUGCCCGUCCAUCUGGUACCCACGUCAAUGGCAGAGCGAGAGUUCUGGCGCAUCGUGUCAUCAAUUGACGAGGACGUGACGGUGGAGUACGGCGCUGACCUGCACACCAUGGACCACGGCUCAGGCUUCCCCACACACCACUCCAACAACCUCAUGCCCGCUGAUCAGGUGUAUGCAAACGACAGUUGGAACCUGAACAACCUGCCGGUGCAAGAAGGCUCGGUGCUGGCGCACAUCGGGUGCGAUAUCAGCGGCAUGAAGGUGCCUUGGAUGUACGUAGGCAUGUGCUUCAGUACCUUCUGCUGGCACAACGAGGACCACUGGAGCUACAGCAUCAAUUACCUCCACUGGGGCGAGCCUAAAACUUGGUACGGAGUGCCAGGUGGAGAAGCAGAAAAAUUUGAAGCUUGCAUGAAGAGUGCGGCGCCUGAGCUGUUCGAGAGCCAACCUGACCUUCUGCAUCAGCUCGUCACAAUCAUGAACCCUAACAUCCUCAUGCGAGAUGACGUGCCCAUCGUUCGUUGUGACCAACAUGCCGGGGAGUUCGUAAUCACUUUCCCCCGGUCAUACCACGCCGGGUUCAAUCAAGGUUACAAUUUUGCGGAGGCCGUGAACUUCGCACCUCCGGACUGGCUAGCCAUAGGCCGCGAAUGCAUCGAUCACUACAGCAAACUGAAGCGAUAUUGUGUGUUUUCCCAUGAUGAGCUUGUGUGUAAGAUGGCGUCGUCUCCCGAGUCUCUGGAACUCACCGUUGCUGCCGCGACUUACCAAGAUCUUCUUAAGAUGGUUGAUGGCGAGAAGCGUCAACGCAAAGCCUUACUGCAGUGGGGCGUGAAAGCAGCAGAACGAGACGCGUUUGAACUGCUGCCCGACGACGAGCGCCAGUGCGAGUUCUGUAAGACCACGUGCUUCUUGUCGGCCGUGACCUGCAGCUGCUGUCCCUCCAAGCUUGUGUGUCUCAGGCAUCAUAAGAGCCUGUGUGACUGUCCUGCUUCCCAGCACGUGCUCAGGUACCGCUAUACUCUGGACGAGCUUCCUCCUAUGCUACAACAACUGAAGCAGCGAGCUGAGUCUUUCGACCACUGGGCAUCUGAAGUGAAGCGCGCCCUUGAGGUUAAAAAACCUCAGGAAAAACUCGAGUUGGAUGAGCUGCGGGCCCUUGUGACCACGGCGGAGGAGCGACGCUUCCCUGACAACGAGCUGCUGGGAGCCUUGCUGGCCGCCGUGGCUGAGGCUGAUAAAUGUGCUGCUGUCGCUGCGCAUCUCAACGCUAAGAAAGUCAGGACCAGAACGCGGGGCAGCGGCGACCCCAAAAGUCGCCUCACAUUGGAAGAACUUCAGCUCUUCUAUGACCAGAUUUGUUCGCUUGCUUGCUCCAUUAAGGAGGGUGAAGGCGUCAAGGAAAUCCUCGACACCGUCGUUGACUACCAGCGUAAGGCGGCUGAGGCGUUGGUGGAAAGCGACCGCUGGCUCGCGGAGUACGUGAUGCGGGAGGACGAAACAAGUGAUGCUAAAUCUCAACACGAACUUGAUGCUAAGAAGUCCAAGCGCAAGAAAAAGCCUCUUGCUAACACCAAAGAAGACGCUGAUGCAAAAGAAGUGGACUCGAAAGAGGAAAUAAAGAACGAAGACGAGAAGGAAGAUGGCGACAAAGUGGAUGAAACAGACGAUGAUAGCGUACACAGUGAACACCUCUCAGAGCUGCUCGAGACUGGGCUGGGUCUGGAUAUUGAACUGCCUGAACUGGCGCGGCUUCGUCAUAGGCUACAGAAAGUGCAAUGGCUGGAAGAAGUGCAGGACACGCUAGAUUGCGAGAACACAGUCACGGCCGACACAGUGCGAGCCUUGCUCAACAAGUCACAUCAGUUGCCCCCGCACCGCCGUGUGGAGAGCACACGCGUCGCUCUGCAGCAACUCUGCAACGACAUCGAGGAAUAUGAUGCCAGGGCCGCCGCUCUACUGGCCAGCAAGCAGUCGACGCUGCAGGAAGCCGAGCAGAUGCUGCAGGAGGCAGGCCGCGUGCGGGCACACCUACCUGCCGUGAUCUCCCUCCGCGACGCCGUAAAGAAGGCCAGGGAGUGGAAGGCAAGAGCUGCCGCUGCCUGUAGCAAGUGUAGGGCUCCUAGCAGCGCUAAUAAUGAUGUUACCGAUGAUGCAGCGAUCGGUGAUGAUGUGUGUGGUAACGCCGUCACUAAUGGUACCAGUAAUGGUACUGGUAGUGACAACACUGGCGCCACUAAUUGUACCGAAGCGAGCAGUAAUGGAACUAACAACUCCGCUGCCAACGCCCCUGAAACCAACGAGGGAAACGCGGAUGCUCCGCGUAGCGCCUCUGAGGGAUCGUUAGCUGAGCACGUGGUACCUUCAGCACCUAUGCUGGAGGUGGUGGAGGCGUUGGUGCACAGGGCGCGCCCCAUCCCUCUUCACCUGCCGGAGCUACAUCUGCUGGAGGAGGAGGCUGCCGCUGCACAUCUCUGGCUCGAGAAAACCGCUAGAAUUUUCCUCAAGAAAAAUUCCACUUUCUCUCUUAUCGAGGUGCUGGUGCCGCGCACGGAGGUUGGUGUGAUAGGCAGCAAUAAGAGGAAGAGGUUCAAGAAGGACGAACUCACGACCGUCCAACAGGCCGCUGCUCUGCUCGACAUCACUGCACUGCAGGCUGCUAACCCAGCGAGGCUUGUUAAGGCUUAUAAGGACUGCGAGGAACGAGAGGUGAAAGCAAUGCGCGCCGUUCGUUGUCACAAGAGGACCCAGCGGGAAGACUCGUCGGCAGAAGAAAGCAUUUGUACCUGCCAUAAGCCGCCCACUGAAGACAUGAUUCUCUGCGCCCUGUGCUCGCAUUCUUAUCACGUGAGCUGUGUUCCAAGCUCGGGUUGCAGGCGUCUGGUCUCCCUUCCUCCCGCCCCCCGCUGCAGUGCCCCCCUCACCCCCACCUUCUUGUGCCCGUCCUGCCACCGCUCACGACGCCCCAAGCUUGAGACCAUCCUUGCUCUGCUGCUCGCUCUCCAGAAGAUCCACGUCAGGAUGCACGACGGUCUCAUCACGCCUCCUCAGAACAAAAACGGUUGCGGCGAGAACAAAGGCGACACCUUAUGGAGUACAAACCUCGGCCUCGUUGAGAACCAGAUGGCAGAGCCACGAAGUCCUGUAGCUGCUGCUGGUGUAGUCACCCAGAGCGUCGUGUGUUCUGUCUUGUCUACUCUGGUGGAGAAACCUGAUGAUCCUUUGCUUGAGAUCGACGAGGCCACGCGUAAGGAGAUGCUCGAGGUGGUGCUUGAGGGAGAACUACUUGAGGUUACCAUGGAGGAGACGACCAGCAUCUGGCAGCUGCUGCAGCUGGCGCUGAUGCCCGUCGCUGCCGUGGCCCACGUUGUCAUGGAGAUAGCGGGAGUCGGGGGAGAAGAGCGCAAGGUGCAACACGCUCACAAGAAGAGGAAAUCCCAGGAUGUCGAUAUGAAUUCCUCUAGGAAUGUCAAUAAAUCCCCAAAGCGGCUGAAGCUUGCUGGGGGAAAUGAUCUCAGUAAUGGUGGCAAUAAUGAUUCAUCUAAUGCUAGCAGUAAACAAAGCAGCGCCAUUAAGUCCUCUAAUGCUGACGAUAUUAUCAAGAAAUCUUUCAAGAAAAAGUCCAAUUCCAUGAGUAAGUUACCCGACGGGAAAAGGAAAGACGGUAUCAUUGUGUCCUCGGGAAUCAUUAAGAAAAAGCGUCCUCUUGUCUCUAGUCUUUCAAGCGGAAAUAUUAUGAAUAACAAACCACAAAACACGAAAUCUCCAUCCUCUCCUCACAAGAAACCAGCCCCGGGACCACUAUCCUCGAAAACUCCCAAGCCGCCACCAGGCCCGGCAUUUAUUAAACCCGCCUCCGGACCCGUAUGUUCUAAACCUCCAGGACCAGCGUCGUCUAAACACCAUGGGCCCAAGAAGAAGAAAUCAAGCACCCCAUCGUCCAGCAGCAGCUCUGACGACGACGAUGUUUGUGCUGCGGCGCGCUGCAAAAUCCCUGUAGGUGCCGCCGUGGACUGGGUUCAGUGCGACGAAUGUAACGGCUGGUUCCACUACGUCUGCGUGGGGCUCAAGCAAACCGACCUUAGGGAGGAUGAGGAUUAUAUCUGCGUCACCUGCAGCGGAGCCAACCCCUCGCGAGCUAAGGCAUCGGCCACGGCUUCGAGAUGUUAGAAGAUUAUAAUCCGCUGCACCUUGACGGAUUUUCUUGUGGUCGCUGCCUAAUUUUGUUGCGCGCUCGCCACGUGAAGGAAUGUUCACUUCACGAUUCUCAACUGUACCAAACAGUUACUUGCAUUAAAGCUUUACUGGCGUGCUGUAUUAUCGAGGAAGACUAACCAAGGGACCUCUACUAAAAAUCAUUGAUCUCGAGUCCUUUUCUUUUGUAGAUAGAAUAGCUUUCGGUGUGGGGUAGCCGGUCUCAUUGCUGUAUUAUAACUGAGUUCUAUCGGUAGGGUUGAAAUAAAAAUCCUUAUCUUCUCGAUUCUUCGACUCGGGGAAACAUCCAGCUAAUGUUACUUCUCAUCAGAAUUCUUGCAGACAAGAAAAUUAAUGAAUAUUUUAGAAUUUAAUUUGUUGAUCGAAAAAUUAAUAAUUGAGUUGCUCUGAGACAGGCGAGUAAUACGCAAUCAUUCAUGCAGAAGCAUCACUACGGCUAACGUAUCUCGAAUAAUCACGUUAAGAUUAAAUUAAAAUUUAUAAAGAAGUCACUUUUGCUCGUUUUUGAUCCUGUGGUGCAUAGCGGAUGACUAAGUUAGUCGCAUUUGCCUCGAGUGCCGUUGUCUACAGUUAACAGUAAUUUAUUAUAACCUAUCUAGGUAAGCUACCGUCUCCUGAACUGAUCGAUUAUAAAUAAAAAAUCCAAAGCAAAAAAAAAGGCAAAUAUUCGAAAGGCACGUAAAAAGAAGCUUGUCCGGUACUGAAGAUAGCAGAUACAAAUUGUGUGUAUUAACUUUAAGUGUCCUUAGAUUUGAGCUUUAGUAAGAGGAUCCAUCUCGUAUUUAGGACCUCUUCCCUGUGCGCAGGUCCUCAAUUAUGAGCUUUUAUCUGUCAGUAGUCAGUAGUAGUUGCAGUUUCUUUCAAUAACGUAGUAUUUGGCAGACUUUGUUCGUUCCGUUAUUUUUCGCUUGUGAAUUGUGUGCGUAUUUUUUCGGGCUGAAAAUAUUCACAAAUUUAUUUCGGAAGCCUUUGCUUUCACGAGAAUACCGUCUCAAUGUUUUGAUCGUAUCUAUAUAAGCGUGUAUUAUCAAUGUUUUGAGCUUAACUCCUAAUGCACUCCUUGCGCUACAAUUGCAUGAAGCAUUUAUACAGCAAGACCCCUGACCUUGUAAAGAACCGUUGCUAUCAUGCAGUAAAUUACCGUAAAAACGUACGGUAUUCAUAGAUUUGUCAGUGGGGGUUUCAUCAUGAAUAUCUAGUGUAUGGUAGCCUCGCUCAUUACCGUGUUGAUUCUGCUUCACCGUUCGCUGAACGCUUUGGGAUAAUAGAUUUCAUUAUUAUUAUCGAAGCAUCGUGGAUGAUAGAUUUCAUUAUAAUUGUCGAAUCAUCGUCGAUGAUAGCUUUCAUUAUAAUUAUCGAAUCGUCGAGUAUGAUAGAUUUAAUCAUUAUUGUCGAAUCGUCGUGGAUGAUUAUUUGAGCAUUGAUUCAUUCGUACGAUGUAUGCACUCAAGCCUGCUGCGGAGUUCCUUUAGCCUCUCAUUUGUGUAAUUUUUUCCUUGCUGACUUAUUCGAUGCGUUCAUCGUAGUUAGCGAUAUUUCCUUACGAGUCCCUACAGCUCCUCCCAUAAAUAGGGAUUUCCAAGUUAAGAUUCACUGUUUGUCCUGCAAAGUAUGUUUUGAGAUUCCCGUGAUUAAAUCGACUGAAAUUUACACUUGUUGGCUUGGUGGCAAUUCCAAUUAAUUUUUCCUUUCUUUUUCUCGACUGAGUUGUUUUCUUGCCAAUUGUAUCAUAAUUGGACCAGGUAAUUUUUAGAUGGAAUGGAGUAUACGGUUAUCUGCAUGUAAAAAUUACAGUAAUUAAAAUAUCUUGAGUGCAUUGCGUUAUGUCAAGAUAUGUUAAUAUUUUUCUAUGCCCAGCUGCUGAAAAGUAUUUUUUUUUUUUCAUUAUCUGACUUUUCAAAGUUCAAUUGGUACUGCGUCUCUUAACACUUAAUUGGCAGUUGCUUGCAACUCGCCUCACUUUGACGAUCUUUGAUUGUUAUGCUGAUAAAAAAUGUUUGGUUUAAUGCGACUUGAAUUGGCCAUGUGCUACUCUUCCGUAAUUGGGUAAAAAAACUAAUUCGUCCUUUCAAGUUGAUAAUUAUUAAAUUUUGCUGUAACAUUUGAAUCGAUUGAAUUUGACCACAGUAUUUUGCUCCAUUUUUUAUUUCUGUGAUAAUUUACAUCAUUUCUUUCCCUGUCUCGAUAAUUUGAAAAAGUCCACCUCACGAAAAUAUGUUUAACUUCGUAGUAGGGGUAUCGCUUGUUCUCGGUGCGAUGCUUUCUUUAUUUUCUAUGAACAAAAACAAUUUUAUUUCCCAUUGAUCAAUUUGUCCCUUGUGAGUGUCAAACUUAUUGGUUAUUUUGCGAUGCUUGUACUUCCUUCGUUAUUGACGUUCACGUGCAUUUCACUCAAUGUUAAGCGAUUGUAAUUGUUCUUCACGGAGGCAUUUUGGUAUGCAGAUAAUUUCAAAUACCCGUGGGGAGGUUUUUAUUUUUUUGAUAAUGAUUUAAUUACUGUUGAAAUUUGCAUCCCAGCGUUGAAAUUAUUUGCAGAUUUCAAAAGAAUGCGUUCACAGUUUUGUUUCGAAUAUUGAACUUGUUUAAGAAGUUAAUGCUGUCGUAAGACUGACGCUAGCAUGGUGGCUUCUGUAUUCUUUCCUAAUUAAGUAUAGGAUU
Hyalella azteca is the source of this 8097-nucleotide messenger RNA. It is a transcript of the gene Kdm5, whose product is annotated as lysine-specific demethylase 5B. The record is from RefSeq and is a predicted model, not a curated record. The transcript has 25 exons. Gene Ontology annotation, cellular component: nucleus. The coding region runs from base 133 to 5394 and encodes 1753 amino acids. Gene Ontology annotation, biological process: chromatin remodeling. NCBI's taxonomy places the organism in Eukaryota, Metazoa, Arthropoda, Malacostraca, Amphipoda, Hyalellidae. Gene Ontology annotation, molecular function: DNA binding; histone demethylase activity.